This is a messenger RNA of Dufourea novaeangliae, 668 nucleotides long. Its product is annotated as GTP-binding protein Di-Ras2. Gene Ontology annotation, biological process: signal transduction. Bases 78 to 668 code for a protein of 196 amino acids. Lineage: Eukaryota; Metazoa; Arthropoda; Insecta; Hymenoptera; Halictidae. Gene Ontology annotation, cellular component: plasma membrane. The record is from RefSeq and is a predicted model, not a curated record. The transcript is spliced from 3 exons. Gene Ontology annotation, molecular function: GDP binding; GTP binding; GTPase activity.
UUGCCGUGGUUCAGGGGUUUUUGCGGAAGGGACCCCGAUCCAGGGGGAUCGUGAUCGUCGGGACGGCAGAUGUCAGGAUGCCGGAGCAGAGCAACGAUUACCGCGUGGUGGUGUUUGGGGCGGGCGGCGUCGGUAAAAGUUCCCUCGUGCUUCGUUUCGUGAAAGGAACGUUCCGCGAGUCCUACAUACCCACCAUCGAGGACACUUAUAGACAGGUGAUCAGCUGCAACAAGAACAUUUGCACGCUGCAAAUCACGGACACAACCGGGUCCCAUCAGUUUCCAGCGAUGCAACGGCUAUCAAUAAGCAAGGGUCACGCGUUCAUUCUAGUGUACUCUGUGUGUUCGCGGCAGAGCCUCGAGGAGCUACGACCGAUUUGGGCCAUUAUUAGGGAGCUCAAGGGACAGGACGUAUCCCAGAUACCUAUCAUGCUGGUGGGGAACAAAUGCGACGAGAGCCCGUCUGUCCGCGAGGUGUCGUUGAGCGAGGGCGCUGCGGAGGCGGCGAAUUGGGGAUGUGGUUUCCUCGAGACCUCCGCGAAAACGAACCACAACGUGAACGCGCUGUUCCGGGACCUGUUGAUGCUCGAGAAGAAUCGUUCGGUCUCGUUGCAACCGGUACAGAGCAACAACGCGAUCAGCCUGAAGGAGAAGUGCUCUGUGAUGUAA